Molecule: messenger RNA, 2274 nt
Organism: Sorghum bicolor (sorghum)
Lineage: Eukaryota; Viridiplantae; Streptophyta; Magnoliopsida; Poales; Poaceae
Product: probable pectate lyase 8
Exons: 7
Coding region: 189-1643 (484 amino acids)
Molecular function (GO): pectate lyase activity
Source: RefSeq, a predicted model, not a curated record
AAGCCCUCCCUCCUCGCCUCCUCCACCGUCCUCCCUCCCUCCCUCCUCCGCCUCCACCUCCAUCCGCCUCGCUUCCCGUACCCGUACUCCUCCUCCUCCUCCUCCUCCUCUCUCUCUCCGCGGACGCACGCAGUUUGAGAGGGGUGUGCGGUGCUCGAGGGAGGGCCGAGCGAGGAGCGGCGGGGUACAUGGCAGCAGAGACGGGCUCUUCCGCGGCGAGGACCAGGACGGCGGGGCUCGCCGCGGCGGCGGCGGUGACGGCGCUCCUCGUCCUCGUCGUGGUCGUUGGCAGCGCGGCGCUCCCUGGCGGGCGGGUGACGGUCCUCGACGGCCUCCGGCACAGGAGCACGGCCGUGGUGGCAGGCGGCGCGAGGCGGUGGCUGAGGGACUCCUCCUCCUGGCCGGCUGCGGCGGCGGCGACGACGACGACGAGGGGCAGCAGGGCCGACGGUGACGCCGACGGGUCAGCCAGCAGCACGCCCGUCGUCGCCGGCGCGGUGGAGGAUCCGGAAGCCGUGGCCAACGACGUGCACGUGUCCAUCAGGAACAGCACGGCCCGGCGAAAUCUCGGGUACCUGUCGUGCGGGACAGGCAACCCCAUCGAUGACUGCUGGCGUUGCGACUCGGACUGGCACAACAACCGCCAGCGCCUAGCUGACUGUGGCAUCGGCUUCGGCCGCAACGCCAUCGGUGGCCGCGACGGCAAGAUCUACGUGGUCACCGACCCGAGCGAUGACGAUCCUGUCAACCCGCGCAAGGGCACCCUCCGCUACGCCGUCAUCCAGGAAGAGCCGCUCUGGAUCAUCUUCAAGCGGGACAUGGUCAUCACGCUCAAGGAGGAGCUCAUCAUGAACAGCUUCAAGACCAUCGACGGCCGCGGCGCCAACGUGCACAUCGCCAAUGGUGCCUGCAUCACCAUCCAGUACAUCACCAACGUCAUCAUCCACGGUCUCCACAUCCACGACUGCAAGCCCACGGGGAACGCCAUGGUGCGCAGCUCGCCCAGCCACUAUGGGUGGCGCACCAUGGCCGACGGAGAUGCUGUGUCCAUCUUCGGCUCCAGCCACGUCUGGGUGGACCACUGCUCACUCUCCAACUGCGCCGACGGCCUGAUCGAUGCCAUCAUGGGAUCCACGGCCAUUACUGUGUCCAACAACUACUUCACCCACCACAACGAGGUGAUGCUUCUUGGCCACAGUGACUCCUAUGUGAAGGACAAGGCAAUGCAGGUGACAAUAGCCUUCAACCAUUUUGGUGAAGGUCUCAUUCAGCGAAUGCCAAGGUGCCGGCAUGGCUACUUCCAUGUUGUGAACAAUGACUACACCCACUGGGAAAUGUACGCCAUUGGCGGGAGCGCUGAGCCUACCAUCAACAGCCAGGGCAACCGCUACCUUGCUCCAACAAACCCAUUCGCCAAGGAGGUGACCAAGAGGGUCGAAACUGCUCAGACUGUCUGGAAGAGCUGGAACUGGAGAUCAGAGGGCGACCUGCUGCUGAAUGGCGCCUACUUCACCCCAUCCGGCGCAGGCGCCUCAGCCAGCUACUCGCGCGCGUCCAGCCUUGGCGCCAAGUCAUCAUCUAUGGUUGGCACCAUCACCUCGGAUGCUGGUGCCCUGUCGUGCCACAAGGGCACGGCCUGCUAGCGCAGGGGCAGAAGGGAAACAGACCCAGCACCCCCACGCCACCUCUCCAACAACAGAAAAGAAACAAGACAACAGAAAACUAAGCUACCUCAACACCAUGGUUACAGUUUUUUUUUCCGCUUCUCUCUUUUUUUUUGGUCACCUUUUUGACAAGGGUUAUAUAUGAUGGUCGCCUUCCUGAUGAUUUCACCAUUUGCUCAACCUCCCCCUGCUCCUGACAUGGAAAGCUACCCCGGAGCAGGCGUGAAGCGUUGCUGAUUGGUUUCGCUCGGUCUCUCUAUUAGUCAUCUGAUCUGAGUGUGGUGUGUUGUUGCCUGCCCCCCCCCCCCCCCCCUCCCGCCCACAGCAAGUGUAUGUUGAGGGCAGGGGUGAACACCGUGUGUGGUGCGUGUGUGUUAUGUGUGAUACUCACUUUGGUUGUGGAGAACAAACAUGUCAGAUUGUUAGUAGUGGUAGUAGUGAAAUGUUAUGCCUGGACUGGGAUGGAUUUGCCCUGUAGAAGACAUGGGAGAAUAGCCAUGUUCUUUAUUCUUCAGUGAAAAGUGAAAACAUUACAGGCUAGCUGAAUAUUUUGACCUGGAAGUACAGCAAUGUGCUGCUUUUGAAAUGUUUUACCUGCCUGUUUGCUGUU